AUGACGGACGGCAUGCUGCUCAGGGAGUUCCUCACCGAGCCCGACCUGGCCAGCUACAGUGUGAUCAUCAUAGACGAGGCCCACGAGCGCACGCUGCACACGGACAUCCUGUUCGGGCUGAUCAAAGACAUCGCCCGGUUCCGCGCGGACCUGAAGGUCCUGGUGGCGAGCGCCACGCUGGACACCGAGCGUUUCUCCUGCUUCUUCGACGAGGCGCCAGUCUUCCGGAUCCCCGGGCGCCGCUUCCCCGUCGACAUCUUCUACACCAAGAUCCACGUCACCCAGCCCCCCGGGGACAUCCUGGUCUUCCUCACCGGACAGGAGGAGAUCGAGGCGUGCUGCGAGCUGCUGCAGGAGCGAUGCCGGCGUCUGGGAUCCAAAAUCGCCGAGCUGCUGGUGGUGGUGGCCACCAACAUCGCAGAGACCUCGCUGACCAUCGACGGCAUCAUUUACGCCUCAGCCAAUCAGAGGGCGGGCCGCGCGGGCAGGGUGGCUGCUGGGAAAUGCUUCCGGCUCUACACGGCGUGGGCCUUCAAACACGAAAUGGAGGAAACCACUGUCCCCGAAAUCCAGAGGACCAACCUGGGGAACGUGGUGCUGCUACUGAAGAGCCUGGGAAUCAACGACCUGAUCCACUUCGACUUCAUGGACCCGCCCCCCCACGAGACCCUGGUUCUGGCCCUGGAGCAGCUCUACGCUCUGGGGGCGCUCAACCACCUGGGGGAGCUCACCAAGGAAUAA
Molecule: messenger RNA, 741 nt
Organism: Menidia menidia (Atlantic silverside)
Lineage: Eukaryota; Metazoa; Chordata; Actinopteri; Atheriniformes; Atherinopsidae
Source: the annotation of a GenBank genome assembly